Anopheles stephensi (Asian malaria mosquito) is the source of this 567-nucleotide messenger RNA. RefSeq names its product glycine-rich RNA-binding protein blt801-like. The record is from RefSeq and is a predicted model, not a curated record. The transcript is spliced from 2 exons. Lineage: Eukaryota; Metazoa; Arthropoda; Insecta; Diptera; Culicidae. Bases 86 to 493 code for a protein of 135 amino acids.
CCGAGCUAGAACGACAACGGCAUCGCAUCGGCGUUCGAGCAGAAAGUUGUGUGCUUACAAAACCAGAUUAACCAGUGAAGAAAGGAUGCAGAAGUUGGUGUGCGGUGGUUUGCUGGUGCUGGUGGCCCUUCUUGCCAGCUGCGAGGCGGCUCCGAUGGACCAAAUGGAGGAGCAGAUGCAGCAGCAGGAUGAACCGAUGGGCAUGAUGGUGAUGGGCAUGGUGGAGGAUCCGAUGAUGCAGGAGCAGCAACCACUUACGCUGGAAGACAUGGUUGCGGUUAACGAUCACGGCGAGCCCAUGGUUAUGGGCGAAAUGGUUCGCGAGAAGCGACACCAUCGUGGCGGCUACGGAGGCGGCUUUGGCGGAUACCGUGGUGGAUACGGAGGAUUCGGAGGAUUCGGAGGUUACGGUGGCUACCGAGGUGGAUAUGGCGGCGGGUUCGGUGGACACCGGGGAGGAUACGGCGGAUAUCGUCGAGGUGGAUAUCACUGAGCGUGACUGUGAAAGGUGUAAUAUUACAAUAAAGUAAUCAAUAAAGAACGAUUGUGAUAUGGCAUGACAAAGUA